Rotaria sp. Silwood2 is the source of this 1262-nucleotide messenger RNA. The record is from the annotation of a GenBank genome assembly. Lineage: Eukaryota; Metazoa; Rotifera; Eurotatoria; Philodinida; Philodinidae.
UGAUAAAGAGAGUAUAGCAGGUCAUCGGGGUGAACUUCGAAAUGGUGAUCAAAUUAUUAAAAUAAACAAUCAUCGUGUUACAAGUCGAGACGAAGCAAUUAAUCUUGUAAAUGGUGCUUGUCAUAUUCUUUUACAAAUUGUACAUUUUCAAGUUAAUUAUCUUCCAAUAAUUCAAUCAAUACCAUUAACUGAAGAUGAUAAUGGUGUUGUUAUUGUCUAUCAAUUUCAAUAUCGUCGUUGUUUAUCAUUAAAUGAUUUAAGAUCAUCUAUAAAACAUGAAGAAAAACAAAUUCAAUGUAAAAAACCUUUAAUUCGUUCUCAAAGUCUUUUGGAAAUAACAACAGAUAAUGAACAAAUUAUACUUAAACCAUUACUAUUUAAUAAUCAAUUACAACAAAAUUUAAUUGUUAAAAGUCGAAAUGAUAGUGAUCGUAGUCGAUCAAAAUCAAAUGAUUCAUAUCAUUCUCGUUACAAUAAUAAUCAUAAUCAAUGGACAUUAAAACAUUUUCGACGUCGUUGUCAUGAACAACGUUUAAAAGAACAAAAUGAAACAACAGAUGAUGAACCAAUGAGUGAAUUAAAACAAGAUAAAUAUUGGACACAACAACAACGUAAAGAACAUUUAGCUAAAGCAAAACAAUAUCGACAACGUGCAAAAUUUUUUCAACAACGUUCAAUAAUACCUUAUUCAGAUUCAGGAACAGAAGAUUUUAAUUUAUUAAAUCAAUCUUGGUAUUUAUCAUGGGCAUUAGAUACAAAUGAAGAAGAAAGAGGAAAAAGGAAAAAAGGAAAAACUGUUGAAGUUGGUCGAGCUUGGUUUGAAACAGAAAAAAAACAUUUUAUUAUUCUUGAUGNUCUUGAUGCACCUGGUCAUAAAUAUUUUGUUCCAAAUAUGAUUGGUGAUGCAGAACAAGCUGAUAUUGCUAUUCUUGUAAUUUCAGCUCGUAAAGGUGAAUUUGAAACAGGUUUUGAAUGUGGUGAUCAAACACGUGAACAUGCUAUGUUAGUUAAAACAGCUGGUGUUCGUUAUUUAGUUGUUCUUAUUAAUAAAAUGGAUGAUCCAACUGUCAAUUGGGAUCAAACAAGAUAUGAAGAAAUUCGUGAUAAACUUACACCUUAUCUCAAAAAAUGUCGUUUUAAACAUGGUGAAGAUACAGAAAUGGGUAAAAUUGAAUCUGGAUGUUGUCGUAUUGGUGAUCGAUGUUUAAUUAUGCCAAAUCGAACUCGUAUUGAAAUAAAAAAUAUUUAUUAUGAAGAUAUUG